AUGAACUGGCAGUGGCUGUGGCUGGGCUUCCUAUUCCCUAUGACAGUCUCAGGCCGGGCCCUGGGGCCUGCAGGGAAAGAGACAGCAGAUUACCUGUUGCAAUAUGGGUACCUACAGAAGCCUCUAGAAGGACCUGAUGACUUCAGGCCAGAAGAUAUCAUGGAGGCUCUGAGAACUUUUCAGGAAGCAUCUGAGCUGCCAGUCUCAGGUCAGCUGGAUGAUGCCACAAGGGCCCGCAUGAGGCAGCCCCGUUGUGGCCUGGAGGACCCCUUCAACCAGAAGACCCUUAAAUACCUCCUGUUGGGCCGCUGGAGAAAGAAGCACCUGACCUUCCGCAUCUUGAACCUGCCUUCCACCCUCCCUCCCCACACAGCCCGGGCUGCCCUGCAUCAAGCCUUCCAGUACUGGAGCAAUGUGGCCCCCCUGACCUUCCAGGAGGUGCAGGCUGGCUGGGCUGACAUCCGCCUCUCUUUCCAUGGCCGCCAGAGCCCAUACUGCUCCAAUUCCUUUGAUGGGCCUGGGAAAGUCCUGGCCCAUGCCGACAUCCCAGAGCUGGGCAGUGUGCACUUCGAUGAAGAUGAGCUCUGGACUGAGAAGACUUACCGGGGGGUGAACCUGCGCAUCAUUGCAGCCCACGAACUGGGCCAUGCCCUGGGGCUUGGGCACUCUCGAUAUACCCAGGCCCUCAUGGCCCCUGUCUAUGCUGGCUACCGGCCCCACUUCAAGCUGCACCCAGAUGAUGUGGCAGGGAUUCAGGCUCUCUACGGCAAGAAGAGCCCAGAGAUAGAGGAUGAGGAAGAAGAGAUGGAGCUCCCCACUCUACCACAUGUGCCCACAGAGCCCAGUCCCAUGCCAGACCCCUGCAGUGGUGAACUGGAUGCCGUGAUGCUGGGGCCCCGAGGGAAGACUUAUGCCUUUAAGGGGAACUACGUGUGGACGGUGACUGAUUCAGGGCUGGGUCCCUUGUUCCAAGUGUCUGCCCUUUGGGAGGGGCUCCCAGGAAACCUAGACGCUGCUGUUUACUCUCCUCGAACACAAUGGAUUCACUUCUUUAAGGGAAACAAGGUGUGGCGCUAUAUUAAUUUCAAGAUGUCUCCUGGCUUCCCCAAGAAGCUGAAUAGGGUAGAACCCAACCUGGACGCAGCUCUCUAUUGGCCUUUCAACCAAAAGGUGUUCCUCUUUAAGGGCUCCGGGUACUGGCAGUGGGACGAGCUGGCCCGAACUGACUUCAGCCACUACCCUAAACCAAUCAAAAGGUUGUUUACGGGGGUGCCAAACCAGCCCUCCGCUGCUAUGAGUUGGCGGGAUGGCCAUGUCUACUUCUUCAAGGGUAAACAAUACUGGCGCCUCAACAGGCAGCUUCGGGUAGAGAAAGGCUAUCCCAGAGAUACCGCCCGCAAUUGGAUGCACUGUCAUCCCCCGACCUCAGACCCUACUCUGUCAGGUGGAGAUGCCGCUCCUUCAGCCACAGGUACUGACCACUCUGCCACAGGAACAACUGUGGACACCACUUCCUCAGCCAUAGAUACCACCCUGAACACUGACCACCCACCCGAAGACCCCAUCGUGGACAUUACCCUCUCAGCCACAGGCUUCCCCACCCUUUCAUUCCCUGGUAAUGUCACCCUCCCAGAGGCCUAAGGCGUGAAUCAAAUGUCGCCUCACUAGGCUGCCAGGCUGCAGCAGGGGCAUGAACCAUAGACCUCAGGUCUCUAAAUGUCCCAGCUCUAGCCACCACUCCUCUGUGCUCUUGCCCUCCUGGGCAGUGACUCCCUAACUCUG
Odobenus rosmarus divergens (Pacific walrus) is the source of this 1782-nucleotide messenger RNA. It is a transcript of the gene MMP19, whose product is annotated as matrix metallopeptidase 19. NCBI's taxonomy places the organism in Eukaryota, Metazoa, Chordata, Mammalia, Carnivora, Odobenidae. The record is from RefSeq and is a predicted model, not a curated record. Gene Ontology annotation, biological process: proteolysis; extracellular matrix organization; collagen catabolic process. Gene Ontology annotation, cellular component: extracellular matrix. The transcript has 9 exons. Gene Ontology annotation, molecular function: metalloendopeptidase activity; zinc ion binding. Bases 1 to 1641 code for a protein of 546 amino acids.